AAGACUGCUGACCUGACUGCUGUCCAGAAGGCCACUAUUGACACCCUCAAGCAAGAGGGUUUUUUUGUUUCCCCAUUCUGACUGCAUCUGUAAACAAAAGGAGCAGAUCAGAUUUGCAUCUAAAUUUAACCCCCUUCACUGCUACAGCGCAUGACUGGGCGAAAUCUCUUCAGCCUUUGUUAAGGGAAAAUACUGGGGGUUUUACAAAACCACUGCAGUGGGCAGAGCUUGCUUCUUCUCCUCUGAAGGAUAUAUAAGGCUGUGAUCAGAGUGCUUGAGCCACCUAAUAAAGAACUGCCAAGACCACAUUCAGAUCAGAGCAGUGUCUGCCAGUAAAGUUGCAGGUAUGAUAUCAAUCAAAGUCACUGUGAUGGCAGUGACACUUCUUAUUCUCUGUGUCCUAUCAACAAACACACAAGCAGCUUCUUUUCCUUGCUGUCGAAGAUACAUGUUUGGCAAACUCAGAUUUUCAGACAUCAAGGGCUUCUCGGUGCAGAAUGACAUUGAACAUUGUUCGAUCAGUGCCAUCAUUUUCCACACAAAGAAUGGCAAAAAAUGUUUCAACCCAGCUCUGGAAUGGGUGAUCGACUACGUCAGACAAAUAGAAUAUAUGGCACAAAAAGUUCAUCAGAAUGCAAGGAAUUAACAGGCUCCAAAGGAUGAAGGGGGAUGCGGAGGCCGGCCGCUGCAAACAUGUUUCUGACCUCUACUUGCUGAAAGGACUACUGCUGUUUAAAGCUUUCAAGACCAGCUUAAAAGCAAUAAUGCUGAAAAGCAAUGCAUAUGUUUGCUCAUUUUUAGUAGCACUGUAAAUAUUAUAUUCUUUAUAUUCAUUAACAUUAUAUUUUUGUAUACUUCUUGCACAAAAUAAAGACAUGUUCAUAAAGAA
Molecule: messenger RNA, 889 nt
Organism: Girardinichthys multiradiatus
Lineage: Eukaryota; Metazoa; Chordata; Actinopteri; Cyprinodontiformes; Goodeidae
Product: C-C motif chemokine 20-like
Exons: 5
Coding region: 347-646 (99 amino acids)
Biological process (GO): chemokine-mediated signaling pathway; cellular response to interleukin-1; lymphocyte chemotaxis
Cellular component (GO): extracellular region
Molecular function (GO): chemokine activity; CCR chemokine receptor binding
Source: RefSeq, a predicted model, not a curated record